ACAUUUUAAACUUCUACACCGGGACCAUCUGGUUUUUUCCAGAACUUUUAGAGUUCAUCACACUUUCAAUAGACGGCGACACACAUCUCUUAGCGCAUGCGCGUCUCGUCAAUCCUUCUUUCUCGAUUUUGAAAGUCGGCCACUUAUUUUUCGGUUUGACAGGGAUAUUUGGCCAAUUUGAUUUCGAGAAACGAAGUGACAACGCUAGACUAGGUGCAUGGAUCCAAGAAUUGCUUGGUGUCCACCCGAACAACUGGGAAAAUCACACGAAGUGUGGACUAGAAUCUGGGAGACACAACUGAUAAUGGAUAGGUCUAACGUGAGUCUCAACAACUCGAAUCCAAAUCUGGAGCAAAAAGCACAGGAAUUUAUUCCUCUGGAUUACACGAACAACCUGGACCAAAAGCAGGGUCCUUCAAAUAGACAGCGGCAACUUAGUCAGGAUAAAGAGAGACAUAAAAAAGAGAACAGGGCCAGUACAUACGGCUUGAAUCAUUCGUCCUGUGUUCAUCUUUUGACGGGAGAAAAUGGCGGCGGUCUCACGCCCUGGAGGCCGUCAGCAAAACUCUAUCAACCUGAACCCUGCGUUCGUUUACAUGAUGAAAUCAAAGACUUUUUCGCGUUCAUGUCCCCACGUCCUGAAGAGUAUGCCAUGCGGGAUAGCGUCGUCAGGCGGAUCAAGAACAUCAUCAGCGAACUUUGGCCAGCUGCCCAGGUUGAGAUAUUUGGCAGCUUCAAAACUGGACUUUUUCUCCCUACAAGUGACAUAGAUCUAGUUGUCUUCGGAAACUGGGAAUCCCUCCCCCUGAGAACGCUCGAAAAAGCUGUGCUGGACAAGGGGAUUGCCGAACCGUCUGAUAUCAAAGUACUCGACAAAGCGUCCGUCCCGAUUGUGAAACUCACCGACAAGAAAACAGAAGUAAAAGUGGAUAUCAGCUUCAACAUGAACAGUGGUGUACAGAGUGCCAAGUUAAUAAAGCAAUACAUGGAGAAGUUCCCAAACCUGAAGUACCUCGUCCUUGUGCUGAAGCAGUUCCUUCUGCAGAGAGACCUUAAUGAAGUGUUCACGGGUGGCAUUAGUUCUUACAGCCUUAUUCUACUGACUAUCAGUUUCCUCCAGUUGCAUCCAAGAAUAGAUGCCACGACUUCAGAUGCGAAUCUCGGAACCUUGCUGAUUGAGUUCUUCGAAUUGUACGGGCGAAAUUUCAAUUACUUAAAAACGGGAAUCCGUAUAAAAGGCGGUGGAAGCUACAUAUCAAAAGACGACAUGCAGAAAGACAUGGAGAAUGGACACCGGCCCUCUCUGCUCUGCAUUGAAGACCCACUCACACCUGGUAACGACAUUGGACGCAGUUCUUAUGGUGCUCUACAAGUUAAACAAGCAUUUGAUUACGCAUUUCUCUCGCUCGUCUAUGCCGUCACACCGACCAACAAACAUCUUUAUAACAGAAAUGAUAGCAUACUGGGACGGAUAGUCCGCGUGACAGGUGAGGUAGUUCAGUACAGGGAGUGGAUCCAGUCGCAGUUUUCCCAAAAGAUACAGGAUAACCCAGUUGUCAACAACAAUAACAUGCGCUCCUAUGCCAGUGUUGCCACUUCAACUAAUAAUAACCGCCUAGGAGAAGAGAAACAGAGCAUUGAGAGCAGCCAGCAGCUGAGCGAGCGUGAGGGAGAGUCUGACAACAGCAGCAACUGCAGCGGUAGCUCCAUCUGUGCUUCCUCGCCAUCUUUUUCUGCUAGUUCAGGCUCCAGUUCGAGCUCUAGUAUUUCUACAUGUUCAAGUGAUACAGAUUCUGAUGCAAACACAGAUAUUCAGAAGAAGCGGAACGUAGCGCCAUCUGGCAAUGUACGUGAAAACAAGCCUCAGCACAAAGAUCUCUCUAGGAGUCGUGAGACGACAAGACACAAUGACGUCAAUCGUAGUCAGAAUAUGAAUUCUUCGCACUCGGCUCGUAGUUAUCGGGGCGGGCCCCAGCAGCGCACUGUGAGUCACAGUCACUCCUCUACUGGCAGCUUACACGAGGUCAGAACACAACCUUUUAAAAAUUCAAACACUGUUUGGACGAACCGUGGUGCACGGGGGGCCUCCCAUGACAAUAAAACCUUCAACGGCGGUAAGCGACGGAAAAACAGCAGGGAAAAUAGUCGCAACCGUGUCCGAUGAUUGUGGCUCUCUCCGUGUAAGGAGUUCUGACUGUAAACUUGUGAUCUUUCGGUGAUUUCCAAAUACUGAGUGAAUGUUUGGUAUAUUUGUGGACAGAUUGAGGAAAUGUUUGUGGAGAAAUCGAGCAGCAAGGAAACGUUCCAUGGUGCCUGGUUUGGAUACGUGUGCAGAAUUUCGCGAAUGAGUUGUAUGCGAUGGAGCUGAGUAGUUCUUUCAAGAAUGAACUAGGGUCGCCUCCGCAGCAUGUUGCCAGCGGAAGUGGAGGUGCUGUCGGUAAAGUCAUUCAAUUUCAAGUCCUAAUUUCGUAGGCCUCACUCCGCAAAGUAUCUUGGACUUGAGCUUUUAUUGACCAUGAACCCUACAGGAAUAAGGAGGAUAUCCCUCAAAAAAAGUUUCAAGUGAGGCAUUUAAAAGUUGUAAACUUAACUCUUUGAUCCUUAUGCUGCAGAAAAAAAUGAACAAAAGUAAUUUCGCUGGUUCUCUUCCAAGUGUAAAUAAAAGAGAUACAGGGCCUGCAGCUAUUGCUAUGGUUGGUGUAAAUAGCUUUCGUCACAUUAUGACUGUGUAAGGAUCGGGUCCAUUUGGCCAUUUCUGUCUGAACACUCCAUGGCGAUUUUUUGCUGAGCUUGAUUCAUGUUAAAAGUGUCUGACUGGGAUUUUAGAAGUGUUGUCAGUGUCAAAGUGGGAUUUGGGAAUAGUGGUCACACACCUCGUCUGACACACUGGGAUUUGGGAAGUGUUGUCAGUGUUAGACUGGGAUUUUGGGAAGUGUGAUCAAAGGUCCUAUCUGUCAUAGACAGUUUGGCCUCAUCUGGCUGACUGUCUCGUGGAAAGUGCAUUCCAGUAGAAGUCUAUCAACUAGACUAGAUCUUGGAGUUGCAUCCACGGGCCAAGCUGAGACUGACCCUUCUUGAGUGUUUUAAAACAGCUGGCUGUGGCUGGUAUUAUUUUAUUCUUUGGUCGCAAAGCUUGUUGAUAAUAUAAACACGCAGCCACUUGCUGUCCAAUUGAUUGCAGUGAUAUUUUUUAGUUUGCUUGCCAUACUGUGAUUGCGUUCUUCUCUCAAGCAAAUGUAUACCUUGCUUUGAGAUUUUCCCUUACAGGGCUAAUCCAACUCCUGAAAUUGAUUUAUAGCCGAAAAUAAUUUUGGUGGAGAGAACUGGAGACAUGUCUGUUUUCUUGUAUCACUCGAGGUAGGCAAGCCAUAAGUCAAUCAUGUUCUAUAUAGUCUAUAAACUGUCUUCUUUAGAUGGCAGGAAUGAUGGACAAGGGGUUUGUGGGAUGCCAGUGGGGGCAGUUCAUGAAGAAGAAUUGCGAAAAAAAGGUGAACAGGUACAGGUAAAGAGAGGCAGUGUAUUGCCUUUAAAGUGAGUGUAGACAGAGGCUCUCAUGGUAUGUGCUCCAAAAACAAGACUACCUGGUCUGACUUCCUAAAUGUGUGCUGUCCGUCUGAGGUAUUCGGCAGAUCGUAUAUAUGUGGCUUGGUGCAACCUAAGUUUGGUAGAAAAUGUUAUAAGAUUUUAAGGGAACUGUGUGAAAUUUUGCCACAUUUUGGUUUCAGACAAUCUAGGGUGCAGUCGGCCAUAUGCCUUGGCUAAACAAUGCCAUAACGUAAGAUCUUUCUUGUACUGCAUUUGCUUCUUGUGAUGUAAGAUGCAUUUUUAUUAUAGCAACCUUUUCCAGACUGAGGAAACCUCAAAACCAUUCAGCCAUGUACAUGUCAAAGCUACUAACUGUUAUUUUCAUGUUAUUUGCUGGAGAAAGUCCCAGUCUGGAAAAGAUUGACGCCUGUUCAUCCUUAUGUUCUGUUUGUUUAUUAUUUGCUCUGGUGGAUGAGGGCAGGACAGGAUAUGUUGCAGUACUUAGUAUUCCCACAGUUGCAUUUGGUCAGUGUCUUCCCUGUGGUUGUACACAGAAUAUCUCUCCUGUGUACAGUUCACUUACGAUGCCAGAAUACCGUCCCAGUUGAGCUGGGAAGUUCUGGAAAAACUUAGCUGCACGCGUAUGUGCUCGUCCUUGUAAUACCUGUAUUACACAUUAGUAUUACUAUUAUUCUUUAUCAUGACUAUGUAUUAUUUUGUAACCUCUUGUACUACAUGUAAAAAUAUGUACCCAUAUCACUCCAGCUGCACGUUUUUAAAGGAAAAAUGCAGCAUUCUAGGUGUCUGUGAUUGCAUAUCCAUGUCUUUCAAUUGCAUGACGUUCACAGCAUUUAAUGCCACCUCUGUGUCAAAUUUAGAAGGUAAAUUUCCCUCUCUGAAGCAAGUUUUUCACCUAUUGGACUUCAGAUCUGCUUCUUAAUCCCAGGAGACAUGUAACAAGGCAUAGAAACAAACUUUUGGCGGCGGGAAAUGCAUUUUUCAGACCAGUGAUGCGAAUAAUGAAAUAAAACUGGCCCCAUGUAAGGUACCCAUAUCACUGUUAAAAGAGAAGAUGGGAUGAAACUUGUGCAAUAGCAAGGCCUAGUAUCACUCUCGGACCUUUAUCAUGCCUGUCUUUUGAACCUCAUCCACCACAGUGACAAUAAAUGUUCAAAUUGUAUUUUUCAUCAGCGAUAUUGUUACAAUUCUCAUCAUUCCAUAAUGUUGUUCACCAAUGAGUGAAGCGUUUCGUUUCUGAGACCAAGUCAGUGGUUUUAUCAGCAGAGCUGCCAACCGGCAAAAAUAUGUGGUUUAAAACUUGCUCAUCGUUUGGAUUUUAGCAUGUAAACAGGGGAUUUUGUCAAGUUUAUUUAAAGACUGGGUUAAUCUGUACAUGUGUAAAAUAUCUUUGUAUAUAUUUUAAGAUUUUCUUAAAUGACUGUUGCGUAAUGUACAGUUGAACGGGGCAAGAUGAUGUAAAACUUGUCAUGGUUUCAGAAUAAGAACUGGCAAAAAAAUUGUGGUUGACAUUGUCCUGAUGUGUGUGAAGUGUCACUGACGACAUGGGUAGUGCCGUCUGGGAGUUAAUCCAUCUCUGAGAAGUUUUUGAGACACUGGUGGGUAGGGUUCUGUUGUCAGUGCUUGUUGACUUGGUUUUGGAGAGUGUUAGAAUAAAGUUGGCAGCUCUGGUUUUAGAUUUCGUUGUGCAGACUACAGUUUUCAAUAUACAUGUAUGACAUAUAAACUUGCGAUACUUUCUGUUAAAAACUCAAUAGCGUGUUUUAAAUACCUGUAGUCGUUUUUGUACAUUUUGUAUGUGUAUGAACAUGUCACAUAAUUGAAGGUGCAUAAUGUUUUUAAAACAUUCCGUUUAAAAAAAGUAUAAAAAGAAAACAACAAAAAAAAUACAAAAAAGUUCAAAAAUGCUAGAUUUUAUGUCUUAAAAUAUGUGUUGGAGCUUAAAAAUAAUCAUGAGGGUUAAAUUUGGAGGAAAGAAAAAUGUUUCAUAGAAUUGGCAUUGACAUUAAAGGUUUGUCGGAACUGCUCUGGUGAGAGCUUGUCUGUUUCCUGAGUCAUCCAUAUGCCUUUGUUAAUAAUCAUUAAGAAAUCUCAUUGGCCAACAAGCAGAAAAAGGUUGCAUCAUCUGCAUACUACGUAUAACUAAGUUGUUUGUGUAAUUUGGUUGCUCUGAAAUAUUUUAAUAGCCUAAUAAUUCCUUUGACUGAAAACAACCGUUUUGAAUGUUAACAUCAGCACAGACUUGGAAUGCCAUUGCCCCCCCCCCCCCAAAAGUAUUAUUCAUAAUUUCAGUUUUUUGGGUCUGUGUACUGUCACUUGAACUCAAGUACUUAUAUGUUACCAUGACUACAGUAUUAAAUGCAAUAAACCAGAAGCACAGGGGAAGACUUAGUGACUUAUGGAUAACUAUCCAAAUGUACAUAAAUUAUGGUAAGAAAACACAAAAGUAAAAAAUCUAUAAAAUGAAUUUAUGGAGACUCAUAUGUCAUGAAAAAAAAACACAAAUAAAUUUGAGUCAGUCACAAACCAAAAAAAUCUGCUGCAAGGAUAAAUUGGUGGUCGUAUAUGAUUUCAGUUCAAAUCAAUUGUAUUUCUGGAUUGCUCGCAUGAGAAAAUUGCAUAUAGCUUCCAAAAGUUUUCUUUCACUUUGACGUAUUGCAUGAACUUACUCAUAAAAUAAGGUGUACCAAUCGAAAACUUCCAAUAAAAAUGCCAGUGCAUCUACUUAUUAGACAUUUGGGACAAAUAAAAUGAUAUUUCUGCUCCAGGUUAAUAACCCAAAGGAAAUGUUUUGAAAAUGUGUUGAGUUUCUUAAAGAAAAAAUCCUCUUAUUUUAUUAAUGUACACAACUUAGCUUUUACUCCUGUAGUGUCCAUGUUGAGAUAUAAAAUGACCUGAAUGAAAUGAAAGUCUAAGAAAAUGCAUAGUUAACAAAAUCGGAAAAUAUAUAAUAGACUGAAGUGAAACCAACUAAACAUUAUCAAAUUUUGAACAAAUUUGGCUAUGAUUUUUAAUCUUUUUUUUACAGAUGGAAGGUCCAUAAACUAGCUUUUAUUUUUCUGUGUGAAUUAUACCCUUCCCAGAAGUUCUUUUGUGUUGUAAUAAGCUUUUAUCGACUAAGUUUUUAACUUGAUUUGCACCAGUUUCAUCAGGAUAGCAUCGCUUUCAAUCAGUGGAUAUUGGCGAUGGCUGUGACAGCAUUGUAAAGGCUUCGUCACUGCAACACACUUUGUGUUCACUGAAACAUUUCGCAAUUUGCUUGAACGCUGCCAUUUCUUUACCAAUUUUCAAUCUACACGUAUAUGAAUGAGGCAAUUAUAAACUGAGGCUGAAUUCAUUCCAUAAAAGUCGAUCUUUCUGAUGAAUCCGGUGAAAUCAAACUUAAUUAAGAACGAUUCUUCAAUUUUAUUCAUUGCUAUAUCUUAUUUGAAUGAUAUCCAGAUAUAUGCACAGGGUUUCCCCGAGUCCUCAAAUCUAUGUAAAGUCCUUUGUCUGUUUUGUAAAAUGUCCCAGAAGACUUGGAAAAAUAAACUUGUUUCAU
Lineus longissimus is the source of this 7084-nucleotide messenger RNA. RefSeq names its product terminal nucleotidyltransferase 4A-like. Gene Ontology annotation, cellular component: nucleolus; TRAMP complex. NCBI's taxonomy places the organism in Eukaryota, Metazoa, Nemertea, Pilidiophora, Heteronemertea, Lineidae. The coding region runs from base 218 to 2164 and encodes 648 amino acids. Gene Ontology annotation, biological process: RNA 3'-end processing. Gene Ontology annotation, molecular function: mRNA binding; poly(A) RNA polymerase activity. The transcript has 10 exons. The record is from RefSeq and is a predicted model, not a curated record.